Messenger RNA from Oncorhynchus gorbuscha (pink salmon), 912 nucleotides. Its product is annotated as myelin-associated glycoprotein-like. The transcript has 3 exons. The record is from RefSeq and is a predicted model, not a curated record. Bases 1 to 912 code for a protein of 303 amino acids. NCBI's taxonomy places the organism in Eukaryota, Metazoa, Chordata, Actinopteri, Salmoniformes, Salmonidae.
AUGCCAGAUAGACUGGAUGUACUGACUGGCUCCUGUGUGCAAAUCCCAUGUUCAUUUGAUAUUCCUGACCAACAUAAGGAUACAUUUAACAGAGCAAUACUAACCUCUGGAGUGUGGAUUAAAGAAAACUCAAACUUUGGUGGGAGUCCGGACAGCGUGAUAUUUAACAGCAGUAAGACGGUCAACAGAUAUCAAGGGAAGAUAACUGGAAACAUGUUCCAGAAGAACUGUACCACAGUCUUCUUCAAUGUAACCACCAAUUACAUGAAUAUAUACUUCUUCAGGAUUGAGAGUCAACCAUUCCGUGCAACAGACUAUGAUAAGUCUGUUUAUAUAGAUGUCAGGGAUUUGCCUUCCAGUCCCAUCCUUUCUGUCUCAGGUGAAGUGAAGGAAGGGACCCCUGUCAGUUUGAACUGCUCUGCUGUCACUCCCUGUCCCGAACUCCCCCCUGAGCUGACAUGGACUCUCCCAACACAGUUCACAACUGAGAACCAACUGCAGGAGAAUCCAAACCAAACCAAAUCAGUUCUCUCCACGGUGACCUUCACUCCAUCAUACCUUCAUCAUGAGAAGAACAUCACUUGUACUGCAGUCUACCCAGUAGGGACAAGCACCAAGAAAGCUGAACAUAACAUGAUGCUUAACGUUUCAUUCUCUCCUAAGGACACCUCGGCCUCCAUCAGUCCAGCUGAUCCAGUAUUAGUGGGCAGCUGUGUUAUUCUGACCUGCAGCAGCACAGCCAACCCUCCUGUGACAAACUUCACCUGGUUCCAAAUCAGUGAGGGUAAAACAACACAGGUAGCAUCUGGACAGAGUUACACCCUCAAUGUGACUGUUGGUGAUGGAGGACUGUACUACUGUGGAGGAAGAAAUAGUCACGGCUGUGGGAAGUCGAAGUGCAGCUGGCUAUAA